AUGACAAUAAUAGAAGCGACAGCAAUAGAAUAUGCGAAUCACCCGCUCCAAACGUGUGUACUGGACCUGAUAGACCAACGGGCGGAUCAAGAUCCCAAUGGCAUUGCAGCCGACUUCCAGGGCAAUUCCCUGACGUACAGUGAACUACGCGAUGCAUCAAUCACAGUAGCCUUGGCCCUCAAGGGGCGAGGAUUCAAGUCGCGCGACUAUAUUCCCCUGCUUACAAGUAUGGGCCCGGAAAUGCUUGUCGCGGUUUUGGGGAUACUCCGCCUGGGUGCCUGCUACUGUCCAAUGGACUUUAAUGCCUGGAGCUCGUCACGAGUUCUGGCGACCUUGGAAGCAGUGCAGUCAAAGAUGGUUUUCAGCACUGUUGGCACGACUAUCCCAGGUUAUGACCUGGUUUACAUGACCGAUAUUUUGCGUCCAGAUGUGUUGACAACCACGGUCAGUGAGAGAAAGGUGCUUGAGGAAAUUCGAAAGGAAAUGAAACAAUCCGACCUGAUAUAUAUCAUCUUCACUUCGGGAACCACCGGGAAGCCUAAAGGCGUCAUGGUCUCCCAUGGAAGUGCUGCCCAUCUUGUGCAGCAGAAUUUCCCGGGUGCUAUGACGGUGUACCCUGGGACCAGAGUUCUACUAUUCUUUUCUGUUGCCUUUGACGGCUGCGCGGGAGUUGUCUUUUCCACCCUUUGCCACGGAGGUACUUUGGCCAUGGCGUUACCUGCAGAUGUACUGGAUGUGGCCCCAACUUGCUCAACGCUGGUUGUAACACCUUCUAUCCUCUCCACAUUUGAGCUAUCGUCCCGGUUUGAUGGCGUCCGGGAGAUUUACAUGGGAGGAGAGGCACCCACAGCCGCCCUGAUCGACGCAUGGGUAACACCAACACGAAAGGUUUACAACUCAUACGGGCCCACGGAGUGUACCACGGCUGUUUCGGUUGCUGAAAUGACCCCCGGUGGGCCGAUUAUCCUGGGCAACAUCGUGUCGGGGGUAGAACUCGUCCUACUCGACGACGCCUUGGAGAACGAGGUCGACGAAGGGGAGAUUUGUAUCCGAGGGCCGUGUCUCGCCAUCGGUUAUCUCAACAAUGAGAAGCUUACGCAAGAGAAGUUCUUUAUGCGUAGUGGAACUCGGCAUUAUCGCACCGGUGACUUGGCGCGACGAGACAAGGACGGACUGCAUUUUCUAGCCCGGGUUGACCGGUUGGUAAAGAACCGCGGGUUUCUCGUCAAUCUAGAAACUGAGGUGGAGCCAGCGUUGAGAAGCUUUUCUGGUGUGAAUCAAGCAGCUGCCUUCAUGCACCAAGGUGCCCUUGUGGGCUUCAUUACCCCUGCUGACGUGGCUACCGAUAAACUGCAGAGCCAUUUAAGAGAACGAUACGACAAUUUCUUAGUACCUGACCUACUUUUCGCGGUGCAAGAUUUCCCUUUGACCUCGAAUGGUAAAGUCGAUACAAAGUCCCUAAAGAAAAUUGUGUUGCUUAGCGAUGCCAGAACAAUCACGGAUAUAAACAAUCCAAAUGCCUCGAACUGUGCCACUCUACCAGUUGUAGCAGAGGCCUUCGCUGCGGUGUUCGAUAGACCGGUUAGUCGCAUCAUGCCUACAACGUCAUUUGUAAGGCUAGGUGGGCACUCUCUUCGGGCUAUAAAGCUGGCUGCAUUCCUACGACAACGCAAGCUCAAAGUCUCUGUCGCCGACAUCUUCCUACUGGACACAGUUUCGGCCAUUGAUCAAGCUCUGGUGUCCGUGGAAGACUACCCAGGGCUCAAACCGACGGAUGACACAGAAAUCCCGCUUACAGACCACCAAGCUGAAAUUCUCCGCGAAACUUCCGAAAGUCCAAGCAGUAAUUAUCUGUUCCAUUCCCUGACUCGCGACAUUACAUCGGAUAGCCUUCGCAGUGAGACCCUGCGGAAGGCUUGGGAGCUUCUCUUUACGCGUCAUUCCAUAUUUCGCACUACCUUUGACUUAAACCUCGGCACUCAAAAAGUUCAUAAUAGUUUCACACUUAACUGGACAGACAUUAAAGUGUCAAGUCAGGAAGAAUUAAAGACUGUGGCGGAGAGUGAGCAACAGAGGAUGUUGUCCAGAAUACGCUCACAUAAAGGGUCUCCUAUUCAUGAACCACGUUUCUGGGCUAUCGAACUGCCUGGACAGAGAAUCCAAUUAAGUUGGACAAUGCACCAUGUAUACCUCGAUGCAUUUUCCUUUGGCACUAUAUUAGCUGAACUGGAGGUGAUUCUUCGAGGGGAGGAGGACAAGCUCCCUCCGGUAGUAAGCCUCGCUGGCUUGGCCCAGUUCCUCCGGCAGAAGAAAGCAGGUAACUUUCCAGAAAUUCAGCAGUUUUGGAGACACUACGCCCGUCCAUGGACAAAGCUUAAACCUCUCAAUUUGCCCUUAGAAAGGGCUCAGUCUGUGUCAUGGUCAACGUGGGAGUCAGACUUCGUUGUGAGGAAAAUGGCACUGGAUGAAUUUUCACGAAGCUGCAGGGUUUCCUCGGCAAUGAUCAUCUACAUGGCAUGGGGGCUGGCUCUGUCCAAGUAUAGUACAUCUAAUACAGUAGCCAUGAAGGCGAGUGUCUCCGGCCGGACUCUAGAUUAUCCUUCCAUCGACAGUAUUGUGGGAGGAGUCAACGGCCGGUGCCCACUUAUCUUGCAGCUCAAUCAGGAUGAGCUUAUUCCAGACACUUUGAGGAGCGUUCAACAGAACUUCCACAAGGUGAAUAAUUUCCAGUGGACAUACCCCGAGCUCCGCCGAGCCAUUGGAGUGGAACAGUACAACUCGUACUGGCUUGAGUCUCAGGUAAUUAUUUUGUUAGACAUGCCUGUUGAACCUGGACCAUGGAAGGUUGUCGAAGUGCAGAAGCCUAUGGCACCACUUGUCCUCGGAGUGGUUCAAAAAGGUGAUGGAGUCAGUAUACGGAUCCAGUCUGACGGGAAAUAUUCAUUCCAGGGAGUGGAGCAGCUGGGAACAGCCUUUGUUGCCGCACUCAAAGCUUUGGUGGGGUCUACUCCAAACGCCCGAGUACAGGAUAUAGUCAACGUGCUGGGUUGA
This is a messenger RNA of Aspergillus pseudotamarii, 3051 nucleotides long. Its product is annotated as nonribosomal peptide synthetase 11. Gene Ontology annotation, biological process: amino acid activation for nonribosomal peptide biosynthetic process; secondary metabolite biosynthetic process. Gene Ontology annotation, cellular component: cytoplasm. The transcript has 2 exons. Gene Ontology annotation, molecular function: catalytic activity; phosphopantetheine binding. The coding region runs from base 1 to 3051 and encodes 1016 amino acids. The record is from RefSeq and is a predicted model, not a curated record. Lineage: Eukaryota; Fungi; Ascomycota; Eurotiomycetes; Eurotiales; Aspergillaceae.